This is a messenger RNA of Medicago truncatula (barrel medic), 1530 nucleotides long. RefSeq lists its product as uncharacterized. Lineage: Eukaryota; Viridiplantae; Streptophyta; Magnoliopsida; Fabales; Fabaceae. The record is from RefSeq and is a predicted model, not a curated record. The transcript is spliced from 3 exons. The coding region runs from base 1 to 1530 and encodes 509 amino acids.
AUGUAUAAGGUGCUAGCCAAGAUUCUUGCUAAUAGACUUCGCACCGUUAUCAGAAGUGUGGUUUCAGACUCUCAGUCAGGUUUUGUUAAGGGCAGGCAGAUUUUAGACGGAAUUUUGGUGGCAAAUGAAGCAGUCGAUGAGGCUCGUCGUCUGAAGAAGGAAAUGUUGCUUUUUAAGAGGAAGUGGAUGUCUGAGUGUGUCGGAACGGCUACGGCUUAUGUGUUGGUUAACAGGUGCCCUACGGAUGAGUUUCCUAUGGAAAGAGGUCUGCGGCAGGGUGAUCCUCUUUCUCCGUUCCUUUUCAUGGUGUCGACCGAAGGAAUUAAUGUUCUUAUGAAUUCUUUGAUGGAGGCGGGGUUGUUUCAAGGUUAUGAUGUGGGGCGUGAAAACAAUAUGAGUCUAUCACACCUUCAAUUUGCUGAUGAUACGCUUAUUAUUGGACAAAAGAGUGGGUUGAAUGUGCGCUCUAUACGGGCUGUUUUGCUAAUUUUAGAACAAUUGUCUAGGUUGAAGGUAAAUUUUCAAAAAAGCAUGCUUACGGGAGUUAACGUUUCAAAUUAUUGGUUGUCUGAGGCUACUAGGGUCUUACAUUGUCGAGUUGGUGCCUUUCCUUUUGUGUACUUGGGGUUGCCUAUAGGCGGGGAUCCGCGGAAGUUAGACUUUUGGAGACCUAUUUUAACCUGUAUUAUUUCAAGAUUGUCGAACUGGAAGAGCAAAUUUCUCUCGUUUGGUGGCCGUUUGAUCCUUCAAAAAUCUGUCAUGUCAUCUGUUCCGGUUUAUUUUCUUUCCUUCUUCAAGGCCUCCACGGGUGUGCGGAGGUUGAGGGAAUUUAAUGUUGCUUUACUAGGGAAGUGGUGCUGGCGUAUGUUAGUGGAUACGGAAGGGUUAUGGUAUCGAGUCUUAAAUGCUAGGUACGGGGAGGAAGGAGGGCGGUUGAAGGAAGGGAGGAGUGAUAGUUCGGUGUGGUGGAGGAUGUUGUCCGAUAUUCGUAGUGGUGUCGGAUUGGGGGAGAGGGGUUGGUUUGAGGAGAAUGUUCGUAGAGUGGUUGGUGGAGGGAGUAGUACUUAUUUUUGGAUGGACAAUUGGGUGGGGGGCGUACCCUUACAUGUGCGUUUUCCCCGCUUAUUCGAUUUGGCUGAAAACAAAUGGGUUACAGUGAGUAAGAUGGCUGGUAGGGGAUGGGUGGUUGAAGGCGACGCAUGGGUGUGGCAGAGACGUCUUUUGGUGUGGGAAGAGGAGUUAGUUACAGAGUGUUCGUCUUUGUUGUGUAAUAUUGUUUUGCAGGACCAUGUUCUUGAUAGGUGGCGGUUGGUUUUGGAUCCUAUUAAUGGUUACUCAGUUAAGGGGACUUAUCAGUAUCUCACGCGAGCUGACACAUUUGUGGAGCGCGGUCUUUUCGAUGCAGUGUGGCUGAAGCAGGCUCCGUUAAAGGUCUCAAUAUUUGUGUGGAGGCUUUUCCGUAACAGACUUCCUACCAAAGACAAUCUUAUUCGUAGAGAGCCCUCCAUCACGAAGAUAUUUAUUGCAUAG